Geodia barretti is the source of this 937-nucleotide messenger RNA. The record is from the annotation of a GenBank genome assembly. Lineage: Eukaryota; Metazoa; Porifera; Demospongiae; Tetractinellida; Geodiidae.
GAAACACGUGCGAAGAACGUGCACGCGCACGAUCGAUGGCGGAAGGCAGGAAGCUGUUUGUGUUUGAUUUCGACUAUACUCUCGUGAACGACAACGCGGACACUUGGGUAGGAGGAACUGUGGGCGGCGGAGCCGUGGAGAAAGUGAAGGCCGAGAUGAGCAAGUGGUACCACGACUGGAGAGAUUUUGUCAACAAAGUACUUCUCCAGCUGCACCGAGAGGGAGCCUCACGUGACGAUAUUGUAGGUCACAUGAGAAAGUGAGUUGUGACAUGUCGACAGUAUAGGUGAUGGUGUAAAUGGGGAGGUGCUGUGUGUGCAGGCUGAAGAUUCACAGAGAAGCAAUGAAGGCUCUCCAGGCUGUGCGGGCAGCCCCUGAUGCUGAUGCCAUCAUUAUCUCUGAUGCUAAUUCAGUGUUUAUCAACACAAUUCUCCAGCAUUGUGGAGUGGCUGAUGUGUUUAGUGCAGUGCUCACCAACCCGGCCUCCUUCAACAACGAAGGGUUGAUGACGGUUGCUUGGCAUCAUACCCAUACCUGCCAACUUUGUGCUGCAACUCCCAACAUGUGCAAAGGUACCAUUCUCAGAGAAUUCCUCAAGAAUUCUGCUCACCUCUACACUCAAGUAGUGUAUACAGGUGACGGACAAAACGACCUUUGUGCUCUUCUGCAACUGAGAGAUACGGAUGUGGGUGUGGUCAGAAAAGGCCAUGGCCUUGAAAAAGCUUUAGCAAAAGGAACCCAUGAUGUAAAGGCUUCAGUACAAAUAGUUGACUUUUUACAAGACCUAUGCAGUGUUAUCACAUCUUAUUGUUAGUUGUCAUGACAUUGUGCAAUAUGUUUUUUGCAUUGUUUUCUGAAGGCCUUGCAGAAUGCAGUGAUACCACCUUCCUUACUGUUCAAUGUUUGCAUCAGACCUUCAACCCCAUGUACGUGGGGG